ACACCUCCCUCUCUCUUCUCCCAAUUUCAAUCUCUCACUUUCCCUAAUUCUCUUUACUCAAAAAAAAAAAAGCAAGUAAACAAUGACGACUCGAAUUGCUCCGGGAGUCGGAGCCAACUUGCUCGGCCAACACUCCGCCGAGCGAAACCAAGACGCCACUGCUUACGUCGGCAAUCUCGACCCUCAGAUCAGUGAAGAAUUGCUCUGGGAGCUCUUCGUUCAAGCCGGCCCGGUCGUAAAUGUGUAUGUUCCCAAGGAUAGAGUGACCAACCUGCAUCAAGGAUAUGGAUUUGUGGAGUUUCGAAGCGAAGAGGAUGCCGAUUAUGCAAUCAAGGUGCUCAAUAUGAUCAAGCUUUAUGGAAAACCAAUUCGUGUAAAUAAGGCUUCCCAAGAUAAAAAGAGCUUGGAUGUAGGGGCAAACCUUUUUGUUGGAAAUCUUGAUCCUGAUGUGGAUGAGAAACUUCUUUAUGAUACUUUCAGUGCAUUCGGAGUCAUAGUUACAAACCCAAAGAUAAUGAGAGACCCUGAAACUGGAAACUCCCGCGGAUUUGGUUUCAUUAGCUAUGAUUCUUUUGAGGCAUCUGAUGCAGCUAUUGAGGCAAUGAAUGGUCAAUAUUUGUGCAAUCGUCAAAUAACAGUGUCAUAUGCAUAUAAGAAAGACACUAAAGGGGAACGACAUGGUACUCCUGCAGAGAGAGUGUUGGCUGCUAGCAAUCCUACCUCAAAGAGCCGGCCUCACACACUGUUUGCUAGUGGGCCUCCAACACUUCCUAAUAGUGCUCAGGCUAACGGUGCCAUGGGCGCUCCAGUGCCUCCACGUCCGUUUGCAAAUGGUGUUGGUCCAGGUUUGGUUCCCCCACUUCGUCCACAGCCUCCUCAAGGUAUGGGUUUCCCGCCAAUGCAGAUGUCCGUACCACCAACUUGGCAGGGUCAGCCUCCACUACCGGGUCAGCCAAUGAUGCCUCCACCACAAAUGCAGCAGUUCAGACCUGCUCCACCAAACAUGCCACCACCCCCUCCACAGGCCGUUCCAGCUCCUCCACGAUCUCUUCCGCCUCCUAUGGCUAUGGGAAACCAACAACAGAUGUGGCGGCCACCACCUCCCCCUCAAAUAAGGCCUCCUAACAUGCAACACGCGUUGAUGCCGCCACCUCCCCCACUUAACAACCCACCCCUACCACCUCCAAUGAGUUGAAUGACCUGAAUUACUGCGGAUAACAAUGGUACGAGAUGCUUGUUGUUUCAUAUUUUUUGCCUCUUUUAUAGAUAUUUAAUGUCUAAACUAGUUAAACAUGCUGAAUGAUGACCCACUUGAUGCAGUUUCUUUGUCAAUCUCGACAAUGGGGGUUUCAAGAAUAUAAAUUCUAGUUAAAACUCCUAUUUGAAUUCAGA
Molecule: messenger RNA, 1392 nt
Organism: Argentina anserina (silverweed cinquefoil)
Lineage: Eukaryota; Viridiplantae; Streptophyta; Magnoliopsida; Rosales; Rosaceae
Exons: 9
Coding region: 83-1195 (370 amino acids)
Biological process (GO): positive regulation of mRNA splicing, via spliceosome
Cellular component (GO): nucleolus; U12-type spliceosomal complex
Molecular function (GO): RNA binding
Source: RefSeq, a predicted model, not a curated record